Miniopterus natalensis is the source of this 712-nucleotide messenger RNA. The record is from RefSeq and is a predicted model, not a curated record. Lineage: Eukaryota; Metazoa; Chordata; Mammalia; Chiroptera; Miniopteridae.
CAUGCCUCUGCCACCUUUGAUCUCCUUAUCACCAGCGGCUCUGGUGGGUUCAUUUGGGAGCUGCCCGAGUUAAUGAGUUCUCCGGGCAGCAGGGCCACACGCUCUCCUGCUGGGGUGAGGACUUCACACCUCAGGGGCCUGUGUUUUGACAAGUGCCUGAGCCAGUGGCUGCUGCCCCCCUGCCCUGCCUGCCAAAGUGUAAGGCUGGGAAAUGAGGCCUGGGGGCAGCCCUGCUGGGCAGAGCUGAUCUCGUCUCUCUUGCAGGGUAUCUCUGUGUCUCCGGAGUCCUAUCUGUUGCCAGAAACCCCACCCCUCCUGCCCGGCCCAGCAUGCCAGAGACUCCAGCCUCAGACCCAAUGGGGAUACUGGAACCACAGUGCAGAGGUGCUCCCCAGCUCAGAGGACCAGGGACCAGGCCCCACCUUCCAUUUCAAUGAUGAAGGCCCUCUCCAGAGCUCAGGCCUGCAGCUCGGUGGCUGCCCUGAACUCUGGCAAGAAGAUUUAGAGGGGGGCCACCUGAGCAUCUUCUAGGGGCAGUACCCUGUGCUCCUAGAUACCCUCAAAAUGACCAGUGCCCUGAAGAGCACAGGCUGGGCUGCAGCAAGACAGUGGCUGCUCGACCACCAAGCUGGCAGGGCUGAGACUGACGGGGGGAUGGACUUGGGGAGUGGGGUGGGGCGUGGGAAGACCCCUAUAUGCUUUGUGUUUAAAA